Messenger RNA from Cyphomyrmex costatus, 827 nucleotides. Its product is annotated as cytochrome c oxidase subunit 4 isoform 1, mitochondrial. NCBI's taxonomy places the organism in Eukaryota, Metazoa, Arthropoda, Insecta, Hymenoptera, Formicidae. Gene Ontology annotation, biological process: mitochondrial electron transport, cytochrome c to oxygen. The coding region runs from base 198 to 692 and encodes 164 amino acids. The transcript is spliced from 4 exons. The record is from RefSeq and is a predicted model, not a curated record. Gene Ontology annotation, cellular component: respiratory chain complex IV.
UGUAAACGUCAGUGGAAUCAGUUGGCAUUGAGUCGUACGACGUUAACAUUAACUUGGCACAACGAUAUAACUGGACAGCCGCAACAGUCUCGACGUGAUUACGUAAUCUUCCUCGAGCGCUCCGUGCAGGAGGCUCUCUUCCAUCUCGCAUUUCCGCCGAGCUAUUCUGAACUAUCUUUGCUAUCAGUUAGUGAGCAAUGGCAGGCAGACUAUUCGUGAGUUAUUUGCGACCUGUUAUUCAAGUCCAAAGAUGUGGACUGAUGACACUAGACAGAGUUGGUAAUAGGGAUGUAGUCGGCUUUGGAUAUAAUGGCGAACCUACUUACUUAGAUAGAACAGAUUUCCCCUACCCUGCAUUACGCUGGAAAGAAAACACUCCUGAUAUCAUGGCACUGAAAGAAAAGGAGAAGGGAGACUGGAAAAAGCUGUCGAUCGAGGAGAAAAAGAUUUUGUAUCGUGCCAGUUUCCGCCAAACAUUCAGCGAGAUGGAUGCACCGACAGGAGAAUGGAAGGGCAUUGUAGGAUUGUCUUUGCUAAUAUCGAGCGCUGGCAUAUGGCUGUAUUUGUACUUCAAGACAUUCGCUUACCCGCCUUUGCCUGAAACAUUCUCAAUGGAGAGACAAUUGGCGCAAUUGGAUCGCAUGAAGAAACUUGACAUGAAUCCGAUCGACGGUCUCUGUGCUCGAAAAUAAAUUAAUUAAAUUUAUCCACUACUAAUUACUUAGUCAUCAUGUACAGUAUCUCAUAUUCUCAGCGCUUGUGUAUGUAUAUACACAUAUAUAUGUACAAGUGACGAAAUUUUAAUAAAUGCCAUGUGGUUACAUUAG